AUGUAUUCUCGUUUUGUAUGUCGAUCAAUUCAAAAUUCGACAACAUCGUUGAUUUUUAAUCGUUUUCUAUCAUUAACUCAAGUACAAUUAGCAGCCGCAACAAAAUUAAAAGAAAAACCAGCAACAACAGCAAUACCAUCUGAUACAACAACUGCUAAUACCGAAAAAACAUCAACUACAACAGCGACAACAACAAAAAAAGCGAAUGUUAUAUCAGCUGAAGAUAAAAAACCAAUUCCAUCGCCAACAUCAGGUUUAAAUGAUCCAAAUAAAACUUAUUCGGAAAAAAUUCAUCGACUUGUUGAUGAAAUAAGUAAAUUAUCUUUAGUUGAUGUUAUGGAUUUAAAUGAAUUAUUAAAAAAAACACUUAAAAUUCAAGAUGUACCAAUUAUGGCAUCUGGAGGAGCUGGUAAUGCACCAGCACCAGCUGCACCGAAAAAAGAAGAAGAUGAAGAAGAAACUGCACGACCAACAGCACAAUCGGUAUUUAAAGUUCGUUUAAUUAAAUACGAUGACACUAAGAAAGUACCAGUUAUUAAACAAGUUAAAGAUGUUGUUGAAAAUAUUAAUCUUGUUCAAGCUAAAAAAUUAGUUGAAUCAAUUCCUCAAGUUUUACGAGAUAAUUUAAGUAAAGCCGAUGCUGAAACAAUGAAAGCUAAAAUUGAAGCUGCUGGUGGUGUGUGUGUUGUAGAGUGA
Molecule: messenger RNA, 696 nt
Organism: Adineta steineri
Lineage: Eukaryota; Metazoa; Rotifera; Eurotatoria; Adinetida; Adinetidae
Source: the annotation of a GenBank genome assembly